AUGUUUGGAAUCUUCUCAGCAUCAUCUUCCAUCAGUAGUGCUGCUACUGCUGCUGUUGCGGGAAGAAGAUCCUACUAUAAACAACAUCAGGAACAAAUUCAUCGUCAUCAUCAACGUGGCAAAUUCCUUCCAACAAGAACAACAACAAUUUGUCUCCUCCUUCUCAUAAUACUUCUCCAAUUACUUUCAGAGGCAAAUGUUGUUCAUUCCUUGACCUUUUCUAAACGUUUUUGGAAUGCCAAUUGUACAUCGGAGACGUAUCUUCGUGAUUGUGGUGAAGAAUUAAUUUGUGAUACAAGUAUUGGAAAGUGUUCCUUCUGUGCCAAUACAACACAAUGUUCAACAGUAUUUGGAUCAAUGAGACAAUGUAGAAGAUCAAUAUUGGCAGAUCAGUUGCAGGAUUUAUAUCCAAGUUUGAUCACCGAUCCGAGAGCUCCUAUCCAUGGAGGUGUUUGUUAUCAUAAGGAUUUAUUUCCACAAUUUUCAUAUUUGGAUGCUAUUGCAACUGUGAUUUCAUUCCUCGGAAGUGUCUUGUCAACAAUGGCUGGAAUUGGUGGAGGUGGUUUGAUUGUUCCAUUGAUGGAAACUGCAGGUCAAUUUCCUCCUCAAAUGGCUGUUGGUAUUUCAAAGACAAUGAUUUUUGGUGCUUCCAUUUCAAAUUUCAUUGCUCUUUCAUUGAAGAGACAUCCACACGCUGAUAGACCACUUAUUAAUUAUGAUGUGGCACUUUUACUUCAACCUACUUCAUUGGUGGGUGUCUUGGUUGGUGUUUUAUUGAAUAGUAUGACUCCUAAUUGGCUCAUUGUCUUGUUGAGUGCUAUUAUUUUGACAAUUGUCAGUUUGACAACAUUUGUCAGAGCUGGUAGAAUGUGGAGGGCCGAAAGUGCAGCCAAAUUAGUUGGUUCAAACAAUGGUUCAUCUGCAAACUAUCAUCAAAUUACAGAUAAUGGAGUAAAUAAUGAUACUAUUAUUUCAGAUGACGAAGACGAAACAUUUGACAGACCAAAAAAUACCAACAAUGAAAAUGUAUUGGAAACUUCCCUAUUAGGAGAAGAUGAAUUGGAACAAAUGGAACAGGAAAAUAUUGAAAAGGAGGAAAAGAAACAAAUUGCCAGAAAAGUCUUACACAAUGAAAAAUCCACUCCAUUCACAAAGCUUUUCGUUUUGGUUUUAUGUUGGGUUAUUGUAUUUAUUUUGACAAUUGUCAGAGGUGGCCAUGGUGCUCCAAGUGUUUUCCACAUUGAUCACUGUUCUGUUUGGCAUUGGGUCUUAUUUGCUGCCAUGUUUCCAAUAAUGAUUGCUGUUUCAUAUAUGGUUGGUGUCUAUCUUGUUAGAAAACACAAAGAAAGAUCAGCACUCGUUAGCCAUGGAUACAGAUUCGUAGCUGGAGAUCCUCACUGGAGUGUUGGAACUGUAAUUCUCUAUCCAGUUUUUUCUGCUCUUUCAGGAGUAAUUGCUGGUAUGCUUGGUGUUGGAGGUGGAAUGAUUAAAUCACCAAUGCUUCUCUAUCUAGGAUUGGAUCCACUUGUUGCAGCAGCUACUGCUUCAUUCAUGAUGUUGUUCACAUCCUCAAUUUCAUCCAUUCAGUUCGUUAUUUUGGGAACUGUUCCAUUUGAUUAUGGUCUAUGGUAUUUCGUUUUUGGAUUAUUUGCUGGUAUGGUUGGUCAGAUAUUGAUGCAUUUCGUAUUCCAGAAAGGAAGAAAAUCAGUGCUUGUCUUUAUUGUGGCCUUUAUCAUUAUUGUUUCAACAUUAUGCAUGACUGGUUUUGGUAUUUACAAUGCUGUCAUUAUGUUGCAAAACAAUAUGUAUAUGGGUUUCCACUCAAUUUGUUAGAUAAAUCUGUUUUUCUUGU
This is a messenger RNA of Naegleria gruberi, 1852 nucleotides long. RefSeq lists its product as uncharacterized. NCBI's taxonomy places the organism in Eukaryota, Heterolobosea, Eutetramitea, Acrasida, Naegleriidae. Bases 1 to 1833 code for a protein of 610 amino acids. The transcript has 4 exons. The record is from RefSeq and is a predicted model, not a curated record. Gene Ontology annotation, cellular component: membrane; Cul4A-RING E3 ubiquitin ligase complex. Gene Ontology annotation, biological process: protein ubiquitination.